AUGGGUUUAAAAAAAAGAUAUGAAUAUUCACCAUUAGAAGAAAUAUUUUUUCCAAAGAAAAUUGAAAAUUCUCAAUAUUAUGAAGAUAUUGAUGAAAAAAAAAAUGAGAAAAUUGAUAUUAACACAGUAAAAGAUAGUUUAUUAAAUCAUAAUGUGUCAUUAGAUGUUUGCCUAAAACAUAAAGAUAAAUAUUUAAAUACAAAAAAUACAAAUAAUAUUCAGAACUAUUUUUUCUUUUAUGAUUAUAGAAAAUGUAUUUAUAAUAUUGAUGGAAAAUUAUUUAUAGAUCAGAACCCUGUUAAAAUAUUAAGUGAUAAUUUAAAACGUGAUGAUAGAUUAAAUGAAGUUGAUGACCCUCAAAAUUAUAAUACCUUUAUGUAUGCUUAUAAUAUAUAA
Plasmodium gallinaceum is the source of this 396-nucleotide messenger RNA. Its product is annotated as conserved Plasmodium protein, unknown function. Bases 1 to 396 code for a protein of 131 amino acids. The transcript is spliced from 2 exons. The record is from RefSeq and is a predicted model, not a curated record. Lineage: Eukaryota; Apicomplexa; Aconoidasida; Haemosporida; Plasmodiidae.